CAUGUGUUUGACUUUUCCUCUUUUCUUUCUAUCCAAUUUACUUUACUUCAAAUAAAUUCAGUCUCAAUUUGUGAUUAGUUCGAAUAUUUUUGUAUUAAAAUCAUUCUAAUGAUUGCAAAAUAUUUUAACAUUUAAACAUCGCUGGUCUUAAGGAAUGUGAUGUAAACGUAUUCCAAGUUUUCGGUGGACUAGAUAUCACCAUGUGAAUCAAGUAUUGGAAUCACACUCUAAUUUUAAUUUAAUAUUUUCCCAAUUUAGGUACCUGUUUAAAUACGGUCUUAAUUUGAUAUUUUCUCUAUAAAUUGACUUGAACAAUGGAUAAAAGGUGGUCUACAGCAGACAUCUUCAAAGUUUUAGAUCAUUUGGAAAAGUACCCAAUUCUGUGGGACACCUGCCACGCUGAUCGCAAAGAUCGAUUCUUGAGGGAAGAAGCGCUGAGAGACCUCAUAGGUGACCUUGAAAAUGAAGAUGGAUUUCCUGCAAUUGAUUCUGUCAAUACUCUGAAAGUGAAACUCAAAAGCAUCAAGGAUACGUACAGUUCAGAAAUGAAAAAAGUUCUCUCCUUUCCUGUUAAAGAGGGCAGAGAUUACACUCCCAAGUUGAUUUGGUUUCACAGAGCAGAUUCAUUUUGGAGAGAUUCCAUCACACGGAAGCAGUGUCUUUCAAGGUUAUCGCUGAAGAAAAAAUCCGAGCAGUGUGUUACAAUGGAAAACAGUUACGAUGAUUGCGAAUUUCUAGAAAACCCAUUCAUUGAAAACUAUGAACCUCCUCGGAAAAUAAGGGUUCAAUCAGUCCAGCCUGACACAACACCGGCGGAAAAGUCUUCAGAGGAUGCAUCAAAUGAAUUUGAUGAGUAUGAUUACUUUGGUAAGAUAGUUGCAAUUACGUUGAAAAAAUUAGACCAAGAGGAUGCUUGGAAAGCUGAGGAUGAAAUUAGUCAAAUUCUUAGGAAGUACAAGAGAGGGAAAAGACAGACUUUUACAGAUUUUGCUGAAGUUUCUCCUGAGGAACUGCUCUCAGUUCAGUGUACCUCGGAUAAUUCAUCUUCGUGUGAUAGUCAUUCUGCUAAUUUAGGAAAUGCCCCUAAGGUGUCAAAUAGGUGUUCAGUAAAUAAAAAUGCUCAGUCCGUCAAGCGACCACAUAUUCGAAUCAUUAAAGCUGUCUCAGCUGAUGUUAGGAAGUUAAAUCAAAGAUUUAAUUUUCUGCCAAAGCAAUAGAAUUCGAAAUUGUAUUAAAAGCCUCAUUAAUAUGAAUAUUAAAACCAGAAACCUUGUUUUCAGGAGCCUGCUUUUCAGUGAGUGUGUUUUACAGUGACAUUUCAUAUCAGGGUGCUUCAAAGAGUAACUUUUGAACGGACUAAAUAUAAAGCUCUGAUUUUGGAGCUGUUUGACAGAAGACCUAAAAAUAUACCAGAACAAAUACAUUAGGUUUCUCAGAGUAAUCUUUGUACAAGCAAAAACUUGAACAGAAAAAACAAACCUGCAAAGUUUCUGCAAAUUCUUUCGAAAAAUAUUAGUAAAAUUAUAAUCUAUUCAUUCAAAAGUUAUUAAAAAAAAACAAUUACUUUUUGAAGCAUCCUCAUCAACUCUUUGUGCAAGUAUUAAAUUUAACCCACAUGACGUAAAAAACAUUAUCCGUCGAGAUGUGGACUACAUUACACAAUAGAACAUGUACUGUAUUAUUUGUGAGUUAUUCUGUUUGACAAAUAAUUAGGUACAUUUUUCAGUCCUUACAUUCGUUUCUACAGCGGAGACUUUUUAAAGUUCAUAUUGAGCACAAGCAGUAUUGGAGACAUAAUUAUUGAACUGCCCCUUUCAGUGGCUCAACUAGCUUUGCAUCAAUUUUGAUCUACCAUUUAAACCUAUGAAAAAGGGUGUGUUUUUUUAUUUAAAGAAAUAACAACGCCUAUGAAACGAGACAACUUUUUUUUAAUCAAUUACAUUUGUAGUAGACAAGAUGACCCACUAAAAGUAUUGAUAUAUUAAUUGUAUGAUUUGCUACAAAGUCAUAGCAACAGGUGUUGGCAAUGAGCACCUCAAUAAUUGAUUCCUUAAUAUCAUUUCAAAGAGAAAAAUAUCGAUAGUAGCCUCUCCAUGGACCCUUUUUUUUAAAACACCGGGACCUAUUGAAGUUUGGUUUCCUAUGUCUGUGAUGGCUUAAAAUAUUUUUAAGAUUCCGGUGUUGGGACACUUCAAAGAAAUGGACAUUUAAUGAGAGUGUAUAAUUUUUUUUUUUUUAAUAUUUCCAAACAUGAUAUUGAGUCAACACAGAAAUAAAUUUUAAAAAUGUUUUGUAAUUAAAUAUGAAUAACAGAAAGUAAUUUGUAAGAACAAGACCAAAAGAUCAGUAAAACAAAAAUUACACAAAAGAAAAUGGUAUAAAAUGAUAACAAAAGAUAACUUAAUGAGUCAUCACUUGAAAAAAUCCCCCGGAUGAAAGAAAAGUUUAGUGGUUGUAUUUUGGAGCAAAAAGGUACAUUAAAAGAGCUCUGCUUUCCGAAAUUUCUAUGCACGUUUCAUUGUCUGCUAAUUUUAAUGGAUUUUGUCUCUACUGGACUGGAGUGAAAAAAUAAAUUUAAAAACUUCA
This is a messenger RNA of Bemisia tabaci, 2586 nucleotides long. RefSeq lists its product as uncharacterized. The record is from RefSeq and is a predicted model, not a curated record. NCBI's taxonomy places the organism in Eukaryota, Metazoa, Arthropoda, Insecta, Hemiptera, Aleyrodidae.